Messenger RNA from Lates calcarifer (barramundi perch), 5075 nucleotides. RefSeq names its product trafficking protein particle complex subunit 9 (gene trappc9). NCBI's taxonomy places the organism in Eukaryota, Metazoa, Chordata, Actinopteri, Centropomidae. The record is from RefSeq and is a predicted model, not a curated record. Gene Ontology annotation, cellular component: trans-Golgi network.
CCGGACGUUUUGCAGUUGAUUAAGUGUUGCUAAACACAGGUGCAAAGAAGGAAGCUGUGAAUUUUGACAGGAUACUGCUAAAGUAACCCACAUGUGAAGAUGAGCGUCCCAGACUACAUGCAAUGUGCAGAGGACCAUCAGACUGUGCUUGUGGUGGUCCAGCCGGUCGGCAUAGUACCCGAGGACCAGUUCUUCAAGAUCUACAAACGCAUCGCCAGUGUGAGCCAGGUGAGCAUCAGAGACUCGCAGCGCCUGCUCUACAUCCGCUACCGCCACCACUACCUGCCCGAAAACAAUGAAUGGGGAGAUUUCCAGACGCACCGCAAAGUGGUGGGCCUCAUCGCCAUCACCACCUGUGGCUCAGCGAAGGAGUGGCCCCAGACCGCCGAGCGCUUCCACGGCCAGAAGGAAGUGUACAGCGCCACGCUGUACGAUUCGAGGCUGCUGGUGUUUGGGCUGCAGGGAGAGAUUGCAGAGCAGCAGCGCACAGAUGUGGCCUUCUACCCCAGCUUUGAAGACUGCUCUGAUGUAGAGAAGAGAGUGGAAGACUUUGUGGAGUCGAUAUUUAUUGUCCUGGAGUCCAAGCGGCUCGACCGGGCCACAGACAAGUCCGGUGAUAAGAUCCCUCUGCUCUGUGUGCCCUUUGAGAAGAAGGACUUUGUGGGUUUGGACACAGAUAGCAGGCAUUAUAAGAAGCGUUGCCAGGGACGGAUGAGGAAACAUGUCGGGGACUUGUGUCUCCAGGCAAGCAUGCUGCAGGACGCCUUGGUCCACUACCACAUGGCAGUGGAGCUGCUCAGAGGGGUUAAUGACUUCCUCUGGCUGGGUGCUGCGUUGGAGGGUUUGUGUUCGGCAUCUGUUAUAUUCCACUACCCCGGAGGCACAGCAGGGAAGACGGCAGGACGCAAACCAAGCAUCUCCCAGCCAGCAGAUGCAGGGAAACGCCACAGACCAGGGGCUCAAGAGGUUCUCAUUGACCCAGGUGCCCUCACAGCCAAUGGCAUUAGUGCAGACACCAGCACUGAGAUUGGACGAGCAAAGAACUGCCUGAGUCCUGAGGACAUAAUCGAGAAAUACAAAGAAGCCAUCUCUUACUAUGGAAAGUAUAAGAAUGCAGGCGUGAUCGAGCUGGAGGCCUGUGUGAAAGCAGUCAGGGUGCUUGCCAUUCAGAAGCGGGCCAGGGAGGCCUCUGAGUUCCUGCAGAAUGCUGUUUACAUAAACCUAGGACAGCUAUCAGAGGAGGAGAAGAUCCAGCGUUACAGUAUCCUGUCUGAGCUCUACGAACUGAUCGGCUUCCAUCGCAAGUCAGCAUUUUUUAAGCGUGUGGCAGCUAUGCAGUGUGUGGCUCCUACCAUCCCUGAGCCUGGCUGGAGGGCCUGUUACAAGCUGCUGCUGGAGACACUGCCUGGAUACAGCCUGUCACUUGAUCCCAAGGAUUUCAGUAAAGGUACUCACCGAGGCUGGGCUGCUGUACAGAUGCGCCUCCUGCAUGAACUGGUGUACGCCUCGCGUCGCAUGGGCAACCCGGGUCUGUCUGUGCGCCACCUGUCCUUCCUGCUGCAGACCAUGCUGGACUUCCUGUCUGAUCAAGAGAAGAAAGAAGUGACCCAGAGUCUGGAGAACUACACCUCCAAGUGUCCAGGUGGAAUGGAGGUCAUCACCCUUCCUGACGGCCUGAAGCUCCCACCGGUACCCUUUACAAAGCUUCCCAUUGUCCGAUCAGUGAAGCUCCUCAAUCUGCCAGUCAGUCUGCGCCCCCACAAAGUGAAAGGCCUGCUGGGACAGAAUAUGGCCACUGCUAGCCCAUUCAUCUACUCGCCAAUCAUCAUGCACAACAGAGGAGAGGAGCGCUGUAAGAAGAUAGAUUUCCAGUGGGUUCAGGGAGAUGUGUGUGAAGUGCAGCUCAUGGUCUACAACCCCAUGCCUUACGAACUUCGAGUAGAGAACAUGGGUUUGCUGACCUCUGGAGUGGAGUUUGAAUCUCUGCCUGCUGCACUGUCACUGCCUGCGGAGUCUGGCCUGUACCCUGUCACUCUGGUUGGCGUCCCGCGUACAGCUGGCAACAUCACUGUCAACGGUUACCACACGUCAGUGUUUGGUGUGACCAGUGAUUGCCUGCUGGAGGGCCUGCCUGGUGUAAAGACCGGUGGCUGUUUGGUGGAGGUUGUUCCCUCCCUUCCUCGCCUCCAGCUCAGCACAUCACUGCCACGGUCAGCGCACACACCUCAGCCCAUGUCCAAAGAAGAACUGUCCAGCACCGUGUCCGUCCAGCUUUUCAACGGAGAGACCCAGCAGCUGACCAUCACCUUGGAGAACAUUGGAUCUGAGGACAUCGAGACACUGGAACUCACCUCUAAGAUUCUAGCCACAAAAAGAAAGUGUUUGGGAGAGUUUCUGAGCUGGGAGCUGGAUGAGCCUUUGUCUCACCUGCCUCUAAAGCACGGCCAAGCUGUGACACUGACUGUCAAUAUCAAAGUCAAGUUGGACUUCUCUGGUCAGGAGAACCUGCUGCAGGACCUCAAUGACGAUGGGAUCAGUGUGACAGGCCUGCCAAUCUCCAGUCCACUGCGCCAAGUCCUCAAACCCAGGCCCGAGACCAAACCUGUCAGCAGUGAGUCUGGCAAAGCGGAGUACAGCCAUAUUAAGACUUUGGAAGCAGUGCUGAACUUCAAGUACUCCGGGGGAGCAGGCAAAGUGGAGGGCUACUAUAGGGAACUGUCUCUGGGAGUCCAUGUUGAUGUGGAGCCUUCUGUGUUCUUCACCAGAGUCAGCACACUCCCUGCUACCAGCACCCGCCAGUGUCAUCUACUGCUCGACAUCUUCAACCCCACAGAGCACGAGCUCACCGUCAGCGCCAAGAACAACCAGGACCUGGUUCUCCAUGCCAGCGAGUGCCAGAGGAUGGCCAUACAGGUUGACAAGUUUGACUUUGAGAGUCUGCCACAGCCAGACCAGGAGACAACUCGCUUUACUAACCCCAAACAGCUGGAGGAGGAGCGACAGCAUGCCCAAGGCUGCCAGAUCAACAGCAAGCUGGGCAUCUGUUGGAGCAUCCCCUCCCUGCGGCGCCGUGGAGAGGCCAGCGUGGAGGGAGUCCUCAACCAGCUGGUCCUGGAACACCUACAGCUUGCUCCUUUGCAGUGGGAUGUGUUGGUGAAUGGGAAGCCAUGUGACUGCGAUGUCAUUGCUGACUGUAAAGUGGGUGACGCAGUGACCCUGGAGGUAAAACUGACAAACCUGAGCAAGAACUCGGUGGGGCCCCUGGCUCUGACUGUGGUGCCCUAUCAGGACUACCAGAACGGAGUCCAGAACUACGAUCUGGAGGAUGCUGUUACAUUCAUCGGCUCCAACACUUUCUACAUUGACACGGUUAAACCCAAAGAAAAUGCUGUCUGUGUGGGUGCUCUGCUCUUCCUCUACACUGGAGAUUUCUACCUUAACAUCAAGUUCCAGGAUGACAGUGCUGGACGAGAGCUUCCCUUAGCUUGGUUCACUCUGCCCAGUGUCCACAUUAAAGCUCUGGAUGCCCCACUACAGGCUGGGGCCUGAGUCCCAAGCGACAGCAUCAUCAUAGGUCUUAAUGAAGGAUGGGGGGUUUUGUUGUCCAUGUCUGUAAAUACAGUAGCCUUAUGAAUUGAAUCACUUGUAAAUAUGAUUUUGUUAAAGAUUGCAGCAUGUGUACAGUAGAGUUCAUAGGGAUUUAAAAUCUUGUCUUCAGAACAUUUAAAUUCUUUGUUUACAGGUUACAUGCAGUUUACAUUAAGCAAACUUUAGAUAAUGCGAGAUUGCAUACAGGGUCAAUGGCAAGAUGCACAACUGUCUCAAGGGUUUAUGACUCUACUUCAUAAACAUGCAGAGAUGGGAGAAAAGACGAGACUGAAGGAAAAUGACAAAACUGGAGUUCCUGGUGAGUGUUAUAUUUAAAGUCUGAGCUGAAUAUGAACUCGCACAGAGACACAACAUCGCUUUGUAUGUUGCUAACUAGCUGAAGUUACAACUAGCGGAUGUGCCGUUGAUACAUUUGGCAGGUUUGGAGCAAAUAAAAAACAGACACAAACAGUUCAGCAGUCAAAUUUGCAUAAGUAAUAUGAGGCAAAGUUUGCUUCAAAGCUAGCAAGUUAAAGCUAGCAAGUUAACUUGGUAAGCUAUUUUGGUUGGCUAGCAGCAACCCGUUACUGGCUAGCAAAACUAACCCCAACAAAAGGUAGCCACUGCACAACUACACAACUGACCGCCAUUUCCCUAAGCUUCCAUUAGCAUCUUUUUCACAAGCACGUGAAGAUUUGAUUGAGGUGUAGCCGAGCGCUAACACCACUAUCACACUUUUUCUUCUCUUUAAUGGUUUGCUUUUUGAAUCACCAGUGCCAAUGAAUCACUUGAUUCUUUUAUAUCACAAUAUCAUUUAUAUCAUCAGUUCAAAGAGAAUUAGAAGAUGACGUAAGCAUAACUGAGCUAAAGACCUGAGAGCUGGUAUUGAUGGCUGAUUAGCUUCACAAGAACACUGGAAAUAUGAUCAGCCAGAAUCCACAUGUUAGCCAGUCAUGUACUGUCCACAUACAAAUGAAAUUAUUUCUACUGCUCUGUGGACAUUUUCUUUUGCCUUUGUGCCACCACACUGGAAUACUUAAAAAUUUGAGUGUCUUAGAUUAUUAUUAUCAUUAUGUGUGACAUAUAAUUGUUGUAAAUAAAUGUUAAAAGAAGGCCACCUUUAUUCAUUUUGGCAUUAUUCCAGCUCUUUGCAUUUGUCUGUUCCAGCUGUAAUAGCUCUGUGAUUAUCUUCAUUUUCUGCAGACUGAAAUCACCUUUGUCACCUCAGCAUUUUGCGAACCUCAAGUCUGUCAUUCACAUACUUUACAAUCCAUAAACAGUGAUUAUCAGGGAAAACAUUGCAGACUAAUAAUAAUUUUUAUUUUAUUCAUACAGAGAAGAGUAACUGAACAACAUGCUACUGUCCACUGAUACUAGUUAUUAUUACAGCUGGAAAUAUUAACAUCUGGAUCAUCAUUAGUAUAUUUACAGUCUGUGAUUGAAUAGCAUUGACAUACAUUUAUUAAACAUAAGAGCCAUAAACAUAA